UGUUUUCUAUUGAUUAUAGUUAGCAGAUAUAAACAGCAGUAAAGAAAAGAAAGAUGUUGACAAGACAUCACCGCCUGUCGCAAUUGGCUCAAAUAUCGAGAGAAACAGUCGUGAACCAAUGAGAAGCCAGUAUGAUAGCGAGGCUUCAACUAGGAAGGACAAAGUAAAGUUGCUUGCCACCAGACUGGUGGAUGGAGACAGGAACACACUUAAGAUGCUGGAGAACGUUUUGGCACAAGACCGGUCCCAACAGGCAGUGAGAGGACAAGAGGACAAGUUAGGAGAUGAAGACGAGGACAUUGCAGGAGAUGAGUUAGGCUUCCGCGAUGAAGAAGUAGCCGACAUCUCAGACACGCGCCACGACGACGGAGACACAGAGACUGACCCGGAUGUUGAGAGGGACAUCAUGCGGUUGUUACAGCGUUACAAACAACGUGCCUCACAACAACAAUUGAUGCCGAGGUCUCGCUCCCAGCAAGUGAUCGAAGAAGGCCAUUUCGGGGAUUUCCAGCAUCAAGUGCUGCAUGCCGUAGAGGACCGGCUGUUGAAGGACAUCCAGAUGGCGCUACACAGCGGCUUCACGGUCAAGGAAAUCAUACAAGAUCUGGAAUCUCCAGAUGGAGAGUGGGACGACACCAAAAAACGUGAGAUUGAACGAGAGUUGGACACGCUGAAGAGCUUGAGACGAACAGACUAGAUAUUCACCAACGAGAUGAGAACUAUGCAUUUAUUGUCCAGCGUUAGAGAUCCACCUCGCCUGCUACUUGUACUCGGCUACACGUGUGCUGUCUGGUGAUCUAUCAUUGUUCAGCUAAAACAAAAUAAAUCGUCGUGAUUGUCAUGUCAUUACAUGCCAGUGAUUAUAUCAUUACAUCUCAACAUAAUUACUGUUAAUCGACCAAAUCCAGCAGAAGUAUGUUGCUGUCAAACACAAUUGGUUGUUAAUGAUGUGCCAGUAUUGUCAAACAUGUGUGUGUGUGUGUUAUUAUGAAUAUCAGUAUGAUCAUAGUAUGAUUGUAUGGCCAGCAAUCAUUCUGUUAUGGUUGAAGAAUUUAUGUUACACAACUGUGCUCAAUGUAUAUGUCACUUUUGAUAUACUUCAUAACAACAACUUACUUUUCAGCUGGGAAAUGAAAUGUACAUUCAUCAGAACCUGCUCAGCCAUAGAAGCAUGUGCGAUCGUGUUCCUAAUAAUUAUCAUCAUUUUUGUUUUUCAUAGUUUUACUUGAUUGUCCAUUAUUUAUACGAACUGACACAAUGUGUAUUUUGGUAAUGUAAAUUACGUUUGUUGUCGAUUUCAUUUUAUUAAAACCAACCUUAGUUUAUACAAACUUGA
This is a messenger RNA of Haliotis rubra (blacklip abalone), 1336 nucleotides long. RefSeq lists its product as uncharacterized. The transcript has 6 exons. Lineage: Eukaryota; Metazoa; Mollusca; Gastropoda; Lepetellida; Haliotidae. The record is from RefSeq and is a predicted model, not a curated record. The coding region runs from base 119 to 697 and encodes 192 amino acids.